AUGGAGUGCUCGCACCGGCGCCCAUGAUGUGUCCAACUGGGGGGGUAUCGGACUGUCCGGCAAACAGAAAUGGAGCGUUGUGGUCGACACCUGGUGGAAUGGGAUGAUGAUUGAUUGAUUGCAAAUCAACCAUUGGAUCGACCGGACAAGGCGGAGAAAUUUUGGCCGCUCACCGCCUUGGAGGCCGACAAACAAAAGCGGCCCCCAACUUUCCGUGUUGGGAAAGCCACUGCCACUGCCACUACUGCCACUAUUGCCCCUCCAUUGAUUCUCCGCCUGUUGCCUCUCUUUCUUCCCCUCCCUCACUUGCGGCCCCUUUUCUCUAUCUGACUCCCCCCGCCUCUUCAAUCGAACCCUCAACUCUCACAAUGGCCGCCUCUCCUGACUCCAAGGUCUUCCGGGCCACCACUACUGCCCCCGUCAACAUCGCUGUUAUCAAGUACUGGGGCAAACGCGAUGCCGUCCUCAACCUGCCUACGAACUCCUCGCUCUCCGUUACUCUCUCGCAGCGCUCCCUCCGUACCCUCACGACUGCCUCCUGCGCACCCUUCUACCCCGCCAAGGAUGAGCUGAUCCUCAACGGGAAACCCCAGGACAUCCAGUCCUCCAAGCGCACGCUUGCCUGCCUGGCCAGCCUGCGCUCGCUUCGUCGCGAGCUAGAAGAUUCCGAUUCUUCGCUGCCCAAAUUGUCCGCCUUCCCUCUCCGCAUCGUUUCCGAGAACAACUUCCCCACCGCCGCCGGUCUCGCUAGCUCCGCUGCCGGGUUCGCAGCUCUCGUCCGUGCCGUCGCAGACCUUUACCAGCUUCCUCAGUCACCCCGUGACCUGAGCCGCAUUGCCCGCCAGGGUUCUGGCUCUGCCUGCCGUUCUCUCAUGGGCGGCUAUGUCGCAUGGCGCGCUGGAAGCCUCGAGGAUGGUAGCGACAGUCUGGCAGAGGAGGUUGCGCCCCAGUCCCACUGGCCUGAGAUGCGCGCCAUCGUCCUGGUGGUCAGCGCUGAGAAGAAGGACGUCCCCAGCACGGAGGGUAUGCAGACGACCGUUGCCACGUCGAACCUCUUCGCUACCCGUGCGAGCACUGUUGUCCCGGAACGGAUGACUGCCAUUGAGACUGCCAUUCAGAACCGCGAUUUCCCUGCCUUCGCGGAGAUCACGAUGCGCGACUCGAACAGCUUCCACGCUACCUGCCUGGACUCCUGGCCUCCGAUCUUCUACAUGAAUGACGUCUCCCGCGCCGCUGUCAGGCUUGUGCAUGACAUCAACCGCGCGGUUGGCCGGACUGUCUGCGCUUACACUUACGAUGCUGGCCCGAACUCUGUCAUCUACUACCUUGAGAAGGACACCGAGCUCGUCGCCGGUACCAUCAAGGCCAUCCUUGGCGAGAAGAGCGAGGGCUGGGAGGGACCCUUCUACGAGCCUCUGAAGGACCUCACCGCCCCGGGUGUGGCCCUGGACCAGGUCGACCCCCGGACUGUGGAGUCUCUCAAGGAUGGAGUUAGCCGUGUGAUCCUAACCGGUGUCGGCGAGGGCCCCAUCAGUGUGGAGGACCACCUUGUCAGUGAGAAGGGCGAUGUUCUCUCCAACUAAACAGACAGCAUCUCAUCUGGGGGUUCGAAACAUCGGCAACUAACGAGUCACGAGUCCUUCAACAACGGACCAUCCUGAGCUAAUAUACCCAUGCCUUUGCAUCUGUUGCAUACUUCCCAGGUCAUAAUAAUCUUCUAGCUCCCCCAACGGUCUAGGAGCCUCAUGAUGUAUAUACUUCCUUUCGGGCUAACCAUCCCUUAUCAUACACGCUACGAAUUGGACAUUUAAUUGCAACCCAUC
This is a messenger RNA of Aspergillus heteromorphus CBS 117.55, 1823 nucleotides long. It is a transcript of the gene mvd1, whose product is annotated as diphosphomevalonate decarboxylase MVD1. The transcript is spliced from 2 exons. NCBI's taxonomy places the organism in Eukaryota, Fungi, Ascomycota, Eurotiomycetes, Eurotiales, Aspergillaceae. Gene Ontology annotation, biological process: isopentenyl diphosphate biosynthetic process, mevalonate pathway; isoprenoid biosynthetic process. Gene Ontology annotation, cellular component: cytosol. The record is from RefSeq and is a predicted model, not a curated record. Bases 369 to 1583 code for a protein of 404 amino acids. Gene Ontology annotation, molecular function: diphosphomevalonate decarboxylase activity; ATP binding.